UCUUGAGUAUCAAACAACCUACCGACGCGUGAAAAGGGCGCGUGACUAACCAACGACGACAAAUUGCUGCACCAAGCUAGCGUUGAUUUCUCCUCUCUGGAGGUUCCGGCAACUUCAAAGUAGGCUGCCAAUUAACCAACAACUACGUCUGCUGCUUUCUCUUCCCGCCCCCUCUGUGCAUUUUCGAUUCCGGAGAAACGCCCUCCGCCGGUGCAUAUCACAGUACGCAUCAGUUAUUUCGCAUCGCCGGUUUAGAAUAAGUCUCCACAGCUUCUCAGGACAGCAACCCCCUGCGAGCGAAUCAAAUGCGAUCUCUGAAUCACCACCGCCCAAUCAUCCGACCCGGUCGCUCUCGCCGGCGGAGUCACUCUUCUACUCUCGACGCAGCAUCAUCGCUGCCCUUCUAUUCCCGUCCGUCUUAUAAUCCCCAGGAUUCGUUCUUUAUGUCCCCUGUCGAUGAUUGGGGUGACAAUGAGGAUUUUCCUGUUGACUACGUGUUCUCAUCCAGUGAUGCCGAUAGCAGCGAUGGGGAAUUCGUGCUGAGUCCUUUGACUGAUAUGGAUUUACCUACUUCUAAGGUGUCGACUAACGAUGCUGUUACAGUAACAGCUCACCGCCUAGGAUUGAUUGGGAGGGGUCACAGAAGACAUAGAAUCAAUUACGGGAUUUGGAACAAUUUUGGGUUGAUAACCUUCUUGACGGUGCUGCUUCUGUUUAUUGACUGGCGUGCCUGGAAGAUUGUAAGGGUACCCCUGCCAUCAUUAUACUUAUCUCGGCCCUUUUUCUUAUCAGCAGCUUUAGUCGCAUGUGCGGGCUACAUUUGUGCCCCAUUGCUUGACGCUUUGAUGAUUCACGAGACUGUCAGGAGAGUAGGGCAUUUUAUGUAUUCCAGGAAGAGGGCAACACCUACAAUGGGUGGUCUGUUUACAGUUCCUAUCGGUGUAGGUGUCUCUUUCUUCUUUGUUGGUUUUACUUGUGUCGAAGUUUCUGCUGCAGCAUUAGCAACUAUUGCAUUUGGUGCCAUCGGUUUUCUUGAUGACAUUGUAAGGAUCAUCAACCAACAUCACUAUGGCCUGUCUAUGUGGACAAAAGUUCUUUUGGAGGUGGCUUCAGGGACUGGUUUUGCAGUUUGGCUAAGCACGGCAAACAUAUCGUCACCUUACAGCAUGAAAAUGUUGGUUCCUCUACCCGCUCCGCUGGGCCUUGUUUGCUUGGGGAAAUUUUAUUUGGUGCUGACUUCUCUAUGCUUUGUCUCCAUGGGACGUGGGAUUGACCUAACAGAUGGUCUUGAUGGGCUAACUGCUGGAACUGCUGCAUCGGCUUUUACAGGAAUGGCAGUUGCAGUGAUACCGAUAUGUCCUGAACUUGGCAUAUUUGGAGCAUCAAUGGCAGGUGCCUGUGUUGGUUUUCUGCUGCACAACCGGUACAAGGCAUCGGUCCUGCUGGGAGACACGGGAUCUUUGGCCUUAGGAGGAGCAUUAGCUGCAAUGGCUGCUUGUACUGGGAUGUUCUUUCCAUUGUUUCUUUCAUCUGGAAUCUUCCUUUUAGAAGCACUCUCAGUUGGAAUGCAGGUCAUUUGUGGAUUUAGCUAUAAUGUUGUCAACUUGAAGACAAGGAAAGGGCUGAAGGCAGGAAUAGAGCGGUAUGCGACGUGCAUCGCACCUCUCCAUCGGCACCUCCAAUUAUGGGGAGUGAAGGAACCCGUCAUUGUUGCUGGUGCAUAUGUUAUAUCAAGCUUCUUGGCCUUGACCGGAGGAUAUGUUGCUCUAAUCUCAGCUUAG
Molecule: messenger RNA, 1781 nt
Organism: Linum tenue
Lineage: Eukaryota; Viridiplantae; Streptophyta; Magnoliopsida; Malpighiales; Linaceae
Source: the annotation of a GenBank genome assembly